This is a messenger RNA of Dunckerocampus dactyliophorus (ringed pipefish), 5559 nucleotides long. RefSeq names its product interleukin 6 cytokine family signal transduce (gene il6st). NCBI's taxonomy places the organism in Eukaryota, Metazoa, Chordata, Actinopteri, Syngnathiformes, Syngnathidae. The record is from RefSeq and is a predicted model, not a curated record. Bases 160 to 2823 code for a protein of 887 amino acids. Gene Ontology annotation, molecular function: cytokine binding; cytokine receptor activity. Gene Ontology annotation, cellular component: membrane; external side of plasma membrane; signaling receptor complex. Gene Ontology annotation, biological process: cytokine-mediated signaling pathway. The transcript has 16 exons.
CUUUGACGGGAAGUGGGUGGUGCUACACGGUCGGUGCCACGGCCUUGGCUCAGAAGAUAUUGCGUAUUUAACUUCUUUUCCAGUCUUUUUCCGCAAAGGAAUGUUAAUGAUAUAGAGAUCAUGUACACCGACUAAUGCUGACGCAAUUUAGUGAUAACAAUGUCUGCGAGAAGGCUCCAACUCUUGCUGCUAGCCUUUCUGGCUUCUGCCUCGUCUGCCUCAAAAGAAAUUGCCACCCAUUUGAUAAUAACGCCACAGUCUCCAGUGAUCCAGAUCGGGACUAACUUCACUGCUACAUGUUUGAUUGCUGACACAACUGAAGCAACUGCAGAUGAUCUCUACUGGAAUAUUUCCCGCCGUAUUAUCCCCAAGAAUCAGUACACUAAGAUUAAUGAAUCAGCACUAAGUGUCACUAUCUUUGUCAACGAUGAAAAGCCCGAAUUGCUGUGUUGCUACUGCAACAAAAAAUCUCCCUACGUUUUCAAGAACAAGGGAAAAUUUAUUCAUGGGAUCUUUCUAACAAAAGGCUAUCCUCCAAACAAACCUAAGAAUCUAACCUGUAUGGCACCUCAAGGGAAACUUUAUAUCUCAGAAAUCUUCAAGUGUUGGUGGGAAACAUCAGGAUACCACACCCAGGAAAUGCCAUCAACAUAUACUUUGCAUGUUAACGUCAUCCACGGUAAUGCCUACAAUGUGUCAACAGAAGAAAAUAGCGCUCUAGUGAAAAUGGAUUUCCCUGCUCAUAUGGAGCUGGACAUUUGGGUGGUGGCCCACAAUCAACUGGGAACUGUCGAGUCAGAACAUCUCACAAAAGAUGCUUUUUCAUUUGUUAAAACAAACCCUCCAUAUGUCCAGGUCUUUCCGGAAGAAAAAUUUCCCCCCUCCCUUCUCAUUACGUGGAAACACCCAAUUCAACCACACUAUUUAAUAUUAAAAUACGAAAUAAGGUACUGCCUGAAUGGAUCUCUCGAUUGGAUGAAAGUACUUGUUGUGAAUAAGGCUGAAGAAAGAGAGUCCUACAGACUUCAAAACCUACAGCCAGACACAGUCUAUGUUAUUCAAGUGCGCUGUAAACAUACUAAAGAUGGCUACGGAUAUUGGAGUGACUGGAGUGCCAGUGUUACCGAGAAAACUCCUGAAGACAGACCAACGAGUAAACCUGAUUUAUGGAGAAUAAUUACAGAAGGUGAAGGCACAAAUGAGCGUAAAGUGAAGUUUAUUUGUAAGGAGCCUGUAUUUUCCAAUGGAAAGAUAACAAGUUUCAACAUAAAGAUUCAAACCCAAAAAGAAAAUGUUCAAAAUGGAAGUGCGGCUUGGGAACGUGUCCCUGUCAACUCGUCGGUGGCAGACUUCUUCCCUCGUCAGACUUUCACUGUCUUGAAAGAGAUUUCCCUGCUGGACAAGCGCCCUGUAAGAGUGCACGUCACCGCUGUAAAUUCCGUGGGGAUGUCUCCUCAAGCAUCACUUGGAAUCCCAGGGAAAACUCUUGAGCUCGGCCCAGUGCAAGGACUUAAAGUGUGGCCGCAAGGGGGACAACUGUUCGUAAAAUGGAAUGCCCCCAACAAUGCAAAUGUAGCAGCAUAUGUGGUUGAGUGGGUUAAUGAUUUUUGCAUGGACUGGCAGAGGGAAAACAGAAGCACCCUACAAACUGUCUUAAAAGGCAGCAUUGAUAAGUUUAUUUGCUACAAGAUAUCCGUGUAUCCAAUAUACUCUGGAUGGACUGGCCAGCCAGCAACAGUGGAAGCUUUUCUUGAGGAAGGCGCUCCUUUGGAAGGUCCUUCUGUACGACCAAAAGAUAAACCAGGGCGAAAUGAGGUAGAACUGGUGUGGAAUGAAAUACCCCCCAGUAAACGACAAGGCUUCAUCACAAACUACACAAUUUUCUAUUCAAGCAGGAAUGGCGAACAUGCAAUCACAGUGCCAGCUAACACCACCUCAUAUACUCUGACGUCACUGACAAGCAACACCAAGUAUGACGCUUGGAUCAGGGUGUCCACCAGUCGAGGCUCCGCUCUUGGCACAAGCCACUCAUUUAUCACCCUGAAAUAUGCCCCAGGGCAGAUGGAGAUGAUUGUGGUCGGAGUGAGUCUUGGCUUUCUCUUUGUUGUUCUCACGACCAUGAUGAUAUGCCUCUACAAAAAAGACAUGAUCAUGAAGAACUUUUGGCCUUGGAUCCCGAACCCUGGAGAGAGCACCAUCGGACACUGGUCUCCUGAUUAUCCUUUGAAACCAGAGACACCAAAGGAGAACUGUCUGCCUGACAUCAGCAUGCUUGACGUGGACAUAAACGAUGCAAAGUCAGUGUUUGAGGAGGACAAAACUAACCUGGCUCUCAAAAAGGACAAGUACCUGUCUGAAGAGCACAGCAGCGGUAUCGGAGGCUCCUCUUGCAUGUCCUCACCUCGUCAGAGUGUGUCUGACAGCGACGAGGGCGGUGACGUUGCUGAUACCACAGCCAGCACCGUGCAGUACUCCUCAGUGGUGGCCUCUAGUGGCUACAAGGGUCAGACCCCGUGCGUCCAACCUCAGCAGGUAAUUUUUUCUCGCUCCGAGUCCACACAGCCCCUUCUGGACUCCGAGGAGAACCCGGACAUUUUAGUGCAGGAGGGCAGCAGACAGUCUCAACUCUUCCACUCUGCGUGGAACCAAGACAGUGCCAGAUCUUCUGAGUUCAACCAGCUGGAGAUGGAGCCACAGGAGGUGCUGUUGUCUCUGGAUUUGUGUCCCCUGGAAGAAGACUCUGAGCUGACAACACCUGCAGAUGGCCAAUCAGCACCAGUUCCCAGCUACAGGCCACAACUUUGUGGCUACAGGCCACAAUAAGAAGACUGACAGAGGCGAUGGGGAGUCUACACGUGAUGUGAAUCAUUCCGUGCCCCUAUUGAUGUUGCAUGUUCAAGUUUUCCAAGCAAUGUUAGCACUAUCUUGCUCUUAACCAAGCAGAACUUACACAGCUCCAGAAAUAAAGGGACCAGUUACUGUAUGUUACGUAUCCCAGAUCCCAAUUAUAAUCAAAAAGACAACGAGGACGGGAUUUACGCCAAAUCAUGGAAAAAUCAAAUGACAGGCUUUUAUGAAUUCAACUCCCUUGAACAUGUGGAACAUGCUUCUCAUGAGAAGACAGAUGGCCACCUGAGGGAUCUCCUUCCAAAAGCUGGGUCAGCUAGCUACUCUACAGUCUUUGGUGCAACACAGGAGCUGAGCUCAGUUGGAUUUAGGUCCGGGGAACAGGUGGACCAGUCAAUAUCAGUCACACUUGUCUCUUCUAGAAACUGCUGACAUAAUCCAGCCUCAGCUGGACAUUACCGUGCAGCAGAAGGAACCCACUGCACGAGCAUAUGGUCUGAUAAUGGAUCUGGGGAUUUUCUUGGAGGUCUCACGCCACCAUUAGGCUAUCCACCGAUCCACUUACCGGGUUAUUUCAUACCAAGUGUAUUAUGUGUUGUGGGAAACAAAACAGUCUCUAACAAUAGCAUUUUAAAUUGCUUAUCAAAUUACAAGUGCAAUACAGUUGAACCAUGGUUAGCAUCCUUAAUCCGUUCCAGAAGGUCCGACUCUGAUGAAGUGCUUUUGAGAAAACUACAGUGAACAAGUGUGACAGAUUAUUUCCCCGUUUGCCAUCACUGGAUGUUUGCAUGAAUCACCAACUUCACACAGAUCAUUAAAAAAAUACAUUAAGUCCCCAACUUACGAACAUUCGACAUGCGAACGUUCGGAGAUACGAACGCAAGCUGACUGGUCUAUAUUUUCAUGUAUUUUGCCUUUUGAAACUCCAUAUUUACACUACUACAUGCUUGACCAGUAGAGGGCACUGUGACACUGCUAAUGGGACCAACAGACGCUAGGGAGAGAAAGCUAAAUGGAAAGCUAAAUUGUAGCUGUAUAAUACAACCCGGACAGAGCGUGUGAUUAAAGUUUAUGAAGAGUUAAUAGGCCUGCUUAAUUCUACACCACCCACAGAACACUACCUCUUUUAGAAGACUCUAACGACGACGACCAUUUGUCCUUUAUUUCAAUAACUUCUCCUCCUCCACCACCACAAUGACGUAUGCUCGGCCACUCCUCUUCAAAGGUAAAUAACAUUUAUACACGUACAUGUAGUACCUAUAUAAUUGGUAAAUUACCUUUUGUUGGACUUAUGAACAAAUCGACUUACGAACGGUCGUCUGGAACCAAUUGAGUUCAUUGUUUGGGGACUUAUUGUAAUUCUAGUCUUAAAGAUGACUUACACACAUACGCAGUACACACAUAACUGAAUAAUAAACAAUAAAUAUUGCAACUUCUGAUCAAUCCAUGUCAAUUUCAGACUUAAAAUAAUGUACUGAUUUCUUUUGAGUGGUAUACAGAUACAGAUAGUGGUGUAUUCGCUAAUCCCUAAUAGACACCACCUUCGUGUUUUGCCAUGAGGUAUUUCUUGAAUUCGAUAGUGUUUUUCACCUCAGAUCUGCUUUUUUUUUUUUUUUUAUCACGGCUGCAAAAUAAGCCAAAAUGGAGCCAAAGAAAUUUGCAAGUGCCAGCAUUUUGAUAAAGGUGAGAAACACUAUUGAAUUCAAUAAAUAACUCAUAGCAAAACACGAAGGUGGGGCCUGUGUUGAUAUCGCUGCCACAUUGUGCUUGUCUCACGUCUAGUUAAAAAUAACCUUACCUAUCAUUUAUAUGCAUUUAGAAUUUUUUUAUGCAUGUAAAACUGUACUUGCAAAACUAUAAAAACGUGUUUUGUGUUAUCAUUUUUGGGACUUGGAGUGUAAUAGUUCGCAAAGAACCACAGAGUCAACCGCUGAUGACAUCAUCUGGUUCCUGUUUCCAUGUGUGAGCAAGCUGCUAACAAGUAACAACAGGUUUUGUGAUAAAAAAUACAUUAAGAACAAAGCUGGACUCACGCGGUAUUUUAAUGACACGACAAGACGCACCCCAUAUUGUACGAUAACUGGAAAACAUGUAAACAGAGGCAAAAUAUUGGCAGAAGUUUUCGACGUUAACGGGACGGACGCUAACCAAGGUUCCACUGUAUUACUUCCUCACGUGAUCAGAUGAUGAUUUGUUGUCGGCUUAUAUAAACUCACUUUCAAUGCAUUGUCACUAACAAUUGCCUCUGAACUGGACUGGUUCAGUUGGACUGACCUGGAGUUACACUGUCAUGACUACAUGCUCCCUUUAUUUUUGGAGCAGUAUAAAUAAUGUUACCGUCUACAUUAUCAGUUCAAGAUGUCUCCUUUACAGAUUUAGUAUGAGUGUUUUGGAUUUGUGUACUGUCAGCCCAUUUUUUGUAACCCUCUCUGCAGUCAUUUAGUCUUACAAGUGCACGUUUCCAUGGCAACUGUAUGCAUAUCAAGUCACAAGCUCACACUGGCAUACAUUCUGUAUUGAUGAUGAUAUGCCAGUCAAUGGUGACCUAGUGCCUUUUUUGAGUUUGCAGCUUGUGGAUGUCAUUUCAAUUGUGCUCAGUAUUAAGUCUUUGUAGGCAUUGUGAUGUCUGCUAUAUGCUUUGCACCUCAAUUGUGAUUAAAGUGCACUUGCAGCUUCACGAUGGGGUUUUUCGAAAAUAAAUGAAUAAAUCAU